AGAAUCGGUCCUGACUCCUGAUGAUGACUUGGAUGCAUGCUUUGGUGCUGAUGAGGGACAGAUGUUCACAUUACCGCUGUAACACUGCUGUAUUGCAUGUGAUGUUCACAAGCAGGCUUCAGUAAUCCACAGCGGUGAGAAAAUUUAAAUGUCGACAUAAAAGGCGCGAGCGCUGGGCUGUUUGACGGCUCUCCAUCACUGAAUGAGAUCCUCACAAUGAGAGCCGAGCAGAGGCGAAAGGACGCGACUGCCAUACAUUACGCAGAAGAGACUGAAACAGGGGAACGUCACUGGAGCCCAAAAAGGCACAAAAGACGACCGAAAACCGACAGCCAUUCGGGAAAAGCUGGAGAGACGGUUCGUUUUCAAUGAUCGUCACACGGUAAUUGUCCCCCGUUCAUACUGGUGAUGUUUGCAUGAGAAGCCAGCGCGGUUAACAGUGGGAUUAUGACAGCGGUGAUUUCCAGCUGUUUCUCAUUGUUUGCAUGCUAACAACCUGUGUAUACCAACACAGAUUUGUGUUGAAAGGUGUGAACAUAUUCGACAGGUCGACCUGAAAACCUCCUAAUGUGUUAUCUCCCACCUAGUUUCUAUCACCAUGCCCACCUCUCCACCUCCCGGACCGGGCAGUAACUCCAGCACAGUGCCCUGGGACCCAGGCGCGCCACUGUCACCCUCUCUGGUAAACAGCACCGUAAAGAUGGUUCUCAUCUCUAUGAUCGUGUGCACCUCGCUUUUCGGCAACAUAGUGGUGCUGCUGGUGUUUCAGCGCAAGCCGCAGCUGCUCCACGUCGCCAAUCGCUUCGUGCUCAACCUAAUCCUGGCCGACCUCCUGCAGACGGUGCUGGUCAUGCCAUUUGCCAUCGCCGCCACCGUGCCCGAGGUAUGGCCCCUGCAUGCCCGUCUGUGCCAGGCACUUGUGGUCCUCAUGCAUCUGUUCGCAUUCGCGGGUGUCAACACCAUCAUCGUGGUGUCUGUGGACCGCUACCUUGCCAUCAUCCACCCGCUGUCGUACCCGACCCGCAUGACACCCCAUCUUGGCACCAACUUGAUUGCUCUCACGUGGUUCCUCAGCCUGCUUCAGAGCACACCACCGCUUUAUGGUUGGGGAGCCAUCGAGUUUGACCACCGCCACAACGUAUGCACUGUGGUGUGGUCUUCAAGUUACUCUUAUUCGGCUUUCGUGUCAGCGCUCUCCUUCUGGUUGCCCGUGGUGAUCAUGCUUUGCUGCUACUGGAUGGUGUUUCGUGCCGCAAGGAGACAGAACGCUCUCGUUCACCCCAUCCAAUCAAAUCCUCCGCCGGAUUCCCAGGCAUCCUGUUCUAGUCCUCAAAGGAUGCCGCCCCAACCAGAGGGACCCUUCUCAGCCUCCUAUCCAAUGAGGACUCGCCACAGACGCUUCCAUUAUCACUGCAAGGCGGCGCGGGUGGUGUUUGUCAUCAUGGCAUCUUACGUGCUCAGCAUGGGCCCUUACAGCAUUCUGAGCAUUAUAUCUAUUUACUCUAGCGCGUCAGUGCCUCCCUGGUUGGCCUCUAUGGCUCUCAUUUUGUUUUUCCUGCAGUGCUGCCUACACCCCUACAUCUACGGCUACAUGCACCGCAGCGUACGUAAGGAGUUCCUGGCCCUGCUCUGUGGGCCGCUGUGUGGACAGCGCCGAAUCAGUCAAGGCUCUGCUGUGGACAGCUGCUUCACUGUGACGGAUGGGCGUUUGCCGCACACCCACCUUUCGAGUCAGGCUGCCCGUGUGUGCCCACUCCGCACCUGGGAGGAAGGGACCACAAGUGACUCCCCUACUGAGGGGAGGUCUAAGGAUAGCCGUAAAGAGACAACCUCCAUCAGUCUAAGCUCAGAGAAGGAGCUCACCGUUCACAGCACCAAGCAAACAGCUUAGGAAACAGCAGUAAGGCCGGUGAGAUUUACAGUAUUGGGGUAUAAAUAUAUUUAUGGUUUCGAAGAGUUUUAAGAGGGGCACAAUUUGACACUAAAUCAAAUGACUAUUUCGUGCCUUUCAAUACAACCUAACUGAAUACGCUGUAUCUCUUAACCAUAUGUAUUAAAAAUGGUAAGGCUGUAUGUUGUUUGACAACAACAACAAAGCCUAGCAAUUGUAUUUUCCUGGAUAACGAUUAAGGGUAUUUUCACACCUAGUUGAUUUGCGCCCUCCAAACGCUCUUGGAGCAAUUCAGUGUGUAUAUGUGAACAAAGCAAGUGAUCCCGAACCGUUUGGGUUCUUUGUGGUUCAAUUUCUUUUUGACAUGUGAAAGCAAUAAAGUCAUAGUCCGCUUUGCGUGUCAUUUUAUGCAUCAAAAUCAACUGCUGCACAGAAAGCUGGGGUCUUAUGAAGUUGUGAUGUGAACAAGAAAGGGUCUGAGUUCACUUCAAUUCUCAAGAGGACUAAAAAAGGACUGGGUCCUAUAUAUUGUGAACACCAAAAGGACUGGGGUCACAUUCGGCUGGGUAAAGUAAACUGGGUGUGGUUCUUUUAAAAUUAACUAUUUGUGAAAACACCACAAGUCUUGUCUGGAACUAUCGAGACUCAUGCCAAUGGUGAAAGAGUAUUAAAAAUUCUCAUUUUAGUCAUGAAGUAAGUUUCUGCACAUGCAGUAAGUUUGUCAUAAUGGUUAUUUACCUUGAAAACAAGGUCGAGUUUAAACAGCAACUAUGAAAUACUUACUAAAUGUUUAAAUUAGGGAUGCACCGAUAGGAUUUUUUUGGGCCGAUACCGAUUUAAACAGGCAACUUCUGGCCGAUACCGAGGCCGAUAUUAAACACUUGUAUACAAUACUAUACAGUUAGUCUAUUUGCUAGUUUAUUUCUGCAUCAAAUUAUUUUUACUGAACAUGGAUUUGAUCUAAUUAACAUUCAACUGACCAACAUAAUAAGAGAGACACAAAUUAAGCUAAAACAAAUAUAAGAAGACAGCAUGACAACCUUCAAAGGUGGUUUUUCCUAUUCAGCAUUUAUUUUAUUAACAACAUUAAAUCGUUUUUUUUACAUAUAAUGGAUUUCUUUAUGCAGUUAAUUAAUAAACAAUCGGUAUCGGCCUUUCUCGUGAUAUUGCCGAUAUGCCGAUGGUUUCAAAUUCAUCAAAAAGCGGCCGAUACAUCGGUGCAUCACUAGUUUAAAUGUUAUCAUAGAGACAUGGUAUGAAGUGCUUCAUCAAAGAUACGUUGCUUUUGUUUUAGAAAUGCAGGAAUAAUGCACUGUCAGAACUAAAUGGUCCUUUGAUGUCACUUGGGGGUAACACCUUUGCAUCUAAAGAGUUUAUAUUUAAAAGUGCAUAUUAGUACCUCAAAGGUAUAGAUUUGGUACAUAUUAAGACCUUUUUAAAGGGUACUGCCCUGGUGAUAGCUUGAGACCAUUUUGUCAGUGUAGUGAGUGAACUGUCGAAAAAUACGUUUAUAAUACUAUAUAAAGAAGUGUAUUAUAUAUAAAAACAAAAUGAAUGUUCUUUGUAUAAUGUACAGUACAUCCAUCUGAAAAGGAACAACUGUAUUGCUCUUAAACAGUACAAUUUAAAGACAAAAGAUUUUUAUAUAGUGUUUUAUUUACUGGAAUCAAAAUUCUUUGAUAGAAAAAGUGUAUUAAAUGUGAGACUGAUUGUAGAUGUACAAUCGUUUUUGUUUUAGAAAAUGUGAGAAUUUUAAGUUAUUGUUUAUUAUUUAUGUACCAAUAUAAUACUCAAGCAUUGAAUCUCAUUAACAUUAUAUGGGUCAGUUAUUCAGAACUGCUACUGUUCCAACUAAGUCUCAGUAGAAAUGUGACGUUAUGAAUUAGGAGAGAUUGAUUGGAUCUUUAUGUAAUUUAGUUGUAAACCUUGUAAUUUAUGUCUUAAUAACCCUGGAAAUUAUGUUGGGUGUAGUACACUCUCAGCUAAACAUGACGUCCAGACUGUAGACUAUUUAACAAAGGUGCUUUCUUGGCAGACUCUUCAUUUUUUAUUGUAUUUUUCUUGAAAAUGACACCACCAUUAUCCAACAGACAGCAGUAUUAAAUAUUACAUUUCAAUAUUUUAACUUAGAGGUUGAAUCCCACAGAACGUUUUAGUGUUUGUGUCACAUUUCACCCCAAAAUUAAAAUAACAAAAUAUUUGCCACAUUUGAGCAUAUUCCUCCAAUUGGCAUUAUCAUAAUGCAAGCAAAUCACAUUGUUUUUACAUUCGUGAGAACUGUUUGAUGAUGUUCUUUUAUUUUAGGGUGAAAUGUGAUCUAUAUAUUUUUUUGUGAUUCAUCCGAGCAGCCAGUGAUCUCAGGGUUAUACGAUGUGAGUGAGAAAUGUCAGAGUGCCUCCCUAUAUAAAUGACUUGGUUUAUGAAAUAGUAUACUUGUAAAUAUGAUGGCUUCAUAUUAUGUUAUAUAUACACCGGUUGGUUAUAGUUUAAUAUUCAAAGCGAGACAGCUAGUGCUCAUGUUGGGAUGUUCAGAUGUCGACCCUAAAGGGCACAUAUUAUGGCCAUUUUUGCAAGAUGUCAUAAGUCUCAGGUGUGCCUAGAAUUUGUCCGUGAGGUUUCAGUUCAAAAUAUCCCACAAAUCAUUAGUUAUAGCAUGUCCAAAAUGCCCCUAUUUGGGAGGGAGCAAAAGGCGCUGUUUUCAUGUGUGUACCUUUAAAUGCAAAUGAGCUGCAGCUCCUUACUCCCUUACCAAAA
Messenger RNA from Paramisgurnus dabryanus, 4645 nucleotides. It is a transcript of the gene gpr101, whose product is annotated as G protein-coupled receptor 101. Gene Ontology annotation, biological process: G protein-coupled receptor signaling pathway. NCBI's taxonomy places the organism in Eukaryota, Metazoa, Chordata, Actinopteri, Cypriniformes, Cobitidae. Gene Ontology annotation, molecular function: G protein-coupled receptor activity. The record is from RefSeq and is a predicted model, not a curated record. Gene Ontology annotation, cellular component: membrane.